This is a messenger RNA of Oryzias latipes (Japanese medaka), 2790 nucleotides long. RefSeq names its product dynamin-1-like protein. Gene Ontology annotation, cellular component: cytoplasm; membrane; mitochondrion. Lineage: Eukaryota; Metazoa; Chordata; Actinopteri; Beloniformes; Adrianichthyidae. Gene Ontology annotation, molecular function: GTP binding; GTPase activity; microtubule binding. The record is from RefSeq and is a predicted model, not a curated record. Gene Ontology annotation, biological process: intracellular distribution of mitochondria; peroxisome fission; mitochondrial fragmentation involved in apoptotic process.
CUGAGCUGGAAGACGGCAGCUUCUCUAUGAACUUGGACGUUCAACUCAAACCACUCCGUGAGUGGGACUUGGACUUUAAAGGGCUACUGAACUACAACUCCCAACAGGCUUUGACGUCCAUCUAGCGGGUCUUGUUGCAAUGGUGGAGACGGAGGGACAUUGAAUGACUUUGGCUCCAUCACCAAACGGCUCCUUUAUUUGUUUAAAUAAACAAAAAUAGGAGAGAUGGAGACGCUUAUUCCCGUCAUAAACAAGCUUCAGGACGUGUUCAACACCGUUGGGGCGGAUAUCAUACAGCUGCCGCAGAUUGCAGUCGUGGGAACUCAGAGCAGCGGGAAGAGCUCUGUGCUGGAGAGCCUGGUGGGCAGAGACCUGCUGCCUCGGGGGACCGGCGUCGUCACCAGGCGACCCCUCAUCCUCCAGCUGGUCCACGUGGAUGCUGGAGACGCCAGGAACAACGAGGAUGGAGGCAAAGAGGUGCAGGAGUGGGGCAAGUUUCUGCACACCAAAAGCAAGAUCUUCACAGAUUUUGAUGAAAUCCGGCUGGAGAUCGAACAGGAAACGGAGCGAAUUUCUGGAAAUAAUAAGGGAAUCAGCGAGGAGCCCAUCCAUCUAAAGAUCUUCUCCCCCUUUGUGGUCAACCUCACCCUGGUGGAUCUGCCGGGAAUCACCAAGGUGCCCGUGGGCGAUCAGCCUCAGGACAUCGAGAUUCAGAUCAGAGAUCUGAUCCUGAAGCACAUCUCCAACCCGAACUGCAUCAUUCUGGCCGUCACGGCGGCCAACACUGACAUGGCCACCUCUGAGGCUCUGAAGGUGGCCCGUGAGGUCGACCCCGACGGCAGGAGGACGCUAGCUGUGGUGACCAAGCUGGACCUGAUGGACGCUGGGACGGACGCCAUGGAUGUGCUGAUGGGGAGGGUCAUCCCCGUCAAGCUGGGCCUCAUAGGAGUCGUCAACAGGAGCCAGCUGGACAUAAACAACAAAAAGUGUGUAGCCGAUGCCAUCAGAGACGAACAGGCCUUCCUGCAGAAGAAAUACCCGUCUCUGGCCAACAGGAAUGGAACCAAAUACCUGGCGAAGACCCUGAACAGGUUACUGAUGCAUCACAUCAGGGACUGCCUCCCCGAGCUGAAGACGCGCAUCAACGUCCUGGCCGCUCAGUACCAGUCGCUGCUGAGCAGCUAUGGUGAGCCCGUCGAGGACGCCAGCGCCACCUUGCUCCAGCUCAUCACCAAGUUUGCCACCGAGUACUGCAACACCAUCGAAGGGACGGCCAAGUACAUCGAGACGGCAGAGCUGUGUGGUGGAGCCAGAAUUUGUUACAUUUUCCACGAGACGUUUGGCCGGACGCUGGAGUCUGUGGAUCCUCUUGGAGGACUCACCACCAUCGACAUCCUGACCGCCAUCAGGAACGCAACCGGCCCCCGGCCGUCUCUGUUUGUGCCGGAGAUUUCCUUUGAGCUGCUGGUGAAGAAGCAGGUGAAGCGCCUGGAGGAGCCCAGUCUGCGCUGUGUGGAGCUGGUCCAUGAGGAGAUGCAGAGGAUCAUCCAGCACUGCAGCAACUACAGCACACAGGAGCUGCAGAGAUUCCCGAAGCUCCAUGAGGCCAUCGUUGAAGUGGUUACUUCUCUCCUGAGGAAGAGGCUGCCCAUCACCAACGAGAUGGUCCAUAACCUGGUAGCUAUUGAGCUGGCUUACAUCAACACCAAGCAUCCAGACUUUGCAGACGCAUGCGGCGUCAUGAAUAACAACAUUGAGGAACAAAGGAGAAACAGGAUGAGAGAGCUGCCGGCCGCGGUUCCCAGGGAUAAGUCUGUGGGCAAAGGCCCGGCUGGCCCGGUUGCGGUUUCUGGUGAUCCUAAUGCGUCUGGAGCAGACGUGGACGGUGCCAAGGCUCCUGCGGCGGGGCCCCAGGGCGAGCAGGACGGCACCGGGAACUGGAGAGGGAUGCUGAAGAAAGGAGAGGAAGCUCCUGCCUCCGGACCCGGAACUCCUCUGAAAGGAGCCGUCAACCUUCUGGACGUGCCCGUUCCUGUUGCCAGGAAGCUUUCGUCUCGUGAGCAGCGGGACUGUGAGGUCAUCGAACGCCUCAUCAAGUCCUACUUCCUCAUUGUCCGGAAGAACAUUCAGGACAGCGUGCCGAAGGCCGUGAUGCAUUUCCUGGUCAACCACGUGAAGGACAGCCUGCAGAGCGAGCUCGUCGGCCAGCUGUACAAGUCGGGCCUCCUAACCGACCUGCUGACAGAGUCUGAGGACAUGGCUCAGCGGCGCAAGGAGGCGGCAGACAUGCUGCAGGCGCUACAGAGAGCAAGCCAGGUCAUCGCCGAAAUCAGGGAGACGCAUCUGUGGUGAGAAACAUCCGCCUGAUCCCGCCCCCGAAGGGCGGCGCCCCUCGUACCCAUCAGGCCUCAACUUCAUCAAGGAUCAAGGAUCCCUCAGCUAUAAAACUAGUCAGAUCCCUGCUCCCGUGUGCAGAAGGCGUCAUGGCGGCUUCUUAAAAGGCGUUCUCUGGAGCAUCAGAAUCUGUGAGGUGGAUGUAGGGACGUAAACAUACGGAUCAUUUCCGCUUCUGCUCUGCAAUCUUUUCAAAGUCUCGUGUCAAAAAGCACUGAACCUAUUCGUUUUGGGUUUUGCACUGUUGUCGCCACACUGUACAGCCGUUUCAGAUGUAUUUAUUUCUGUGUUAUUUAAAUGUGUCGCUCUGCAGGAACGUAUGCAGAAGGUCAAAGGUCGGAUGUACAUAUGUGUUCGCCUCAUUAAAGUCAGAAUAAAUGGAAGUAUUUUAUCGCC